Acanthochromis polyacanthus (spiny chromis) is the source of this 1995-nucleotide messenger RNA. It is a transcript of the gene smim13, whose product is annotated as small integral membrane protein 13. The transcript is spliced from 2 exons. NCBI's taxonomy places the organism in Eukaryota, Metazoa, Chordata, Actinopteri, Pomacentridae. The record is from RefSeq and is a predicted model, not a curated record. The coding region runs from base 398 to 664 and encodes 88 amino acids.
CUCUGCGCAGACUCAGAGUCAUGACGCUGAUGUUAUGCUAACCGGGUUACUGUGCCGCUGUGUGUCGUCCCAAAGCGUUAACAAAUCCACUUCGCAGUGAUGUAGCUCCCUUCAGAGGGACUUAACCCCGCUGUGAGCAGCUGCUUCGGCUCAUGUUUCACUCCUGCCGGCCUGAGGACCGUCUGUGACCCGCCGCGGCUCCGUCUGUCCGCCAGCUAAGCUAGCCGGCUACGCUAGCAGCUAGCUUAGUAAACAAGCCGGUGUGAGUGUGCGAUGAGCGGCCGUUUGUUUGUGUCGUCCCUGCCCGGUUUCUAACGCUGCUAGCGGCGUGUCUGCGUAGUCCUGAGCCUAAAACAGCGAGUCCUCCCCCUUAUGCUGGUGCUGCUGUCCGGCUAAGAUGUGGCAGAUCGUCGGGCUCACACUGCUGGUCAUCGUGGCCACUCUGGUGUGUGCGCUGCUCUUCAUGCUGUUCGGUUGGUAUGUUGUCUGGCAGCUCUUCCUGUCCAAGUUUAAGUUCCUCCGUGAACUGGUCGGCGACGCCAGCACCCCGCAGGCUGAAACUCAACCGUCCGAAACCAAGAGCGAACGUUCGGCCGGCGCCCCGACACGAACCCGGCCCCGGUCCGCACGCCAAAGAGUCGCUUCUCCAGAAAUCCCUUCGUAGAUCCUCCACGUCAUCGUCUGAGAUGUUCCUCACCGACCCGACACUACACAAGGACCUCACCUCACCGGGACACUUUACUCUGACCAGGCAGACCUCCUGGAGUCAAAGGGAAAAGCCAUUCGUGUUCGUUACUGUCCAUCUCUGUGGUCCUCUGUUCAUACGUUUGAUUGAGGGCAGUGAGUCUGAAGAUCCUCCCGGUCCUCAGAGGGUCCUCCCGGUCCUCAGAGGGUCCUCCCGGUCCUCAGAGGGUCCUCCCGGUCCUCAGAGGGUCCUCAGAGGGUCCUCAGAGGGUCCUCAGAGGGUCCUCCCGGUCCUCAGAGGGUCCUCCCGGUCCUCAGAGGGUCCUCAGAGGGUCCUCAGAGGGUCCUCAGAGGGUCCUCACAGGGUCCUCACAGGGUCCUCAGAGGGUCCUCCCGGUCCUCAGAGGGUCCUCAGAGGGUCCUCCCGGUCCUCAGAGGGUCCUCAGAGGGUCCUCCCGGGCCUCAGAGGGUCCUCCCGGUCCUCAGAGGGUCCUCAGAGGGUCUUCCCGGGCCUCAGAGCGUCCUCAGAGGGUCCUCAGAGGGUCUUCCCGGUCCUCAGAGGGUCCUCCCGGUCCUCCCGGGCCUCAGAGGGUCCUCAGAGGAUCCUCCCGGGCCUCAGAGGGUCCUCCCGGUCCUCAGAGCGUCCUGCUAUAGAGAUGGCCGACUGUCUGAGUGGCCGAGCUGCUUCCUGCCGCUGAGAGCUUCAUUCUCUCCUCUACAUGUUUUAAUCUUGUAUUUUUAGCAGACAACAGUUCAAGAUGAGCUCCAUGGUUUUAACGACAGAAGAGAAACUGAAGCAACGAUUUGUACGACUGACAGCUAAACAGAACAAAGUGCAAUGGAGGAACGUCGUGCUGUCCUGUCGGUGUUUCCUCAGAGUAGAUUACGCCCAAAGCCUCAAAGGAUGACGAUGGAUGACCAUGCUGCAUUCCACUUCAGUAAAAUGUGACCUGUUUUUUCUUGCAACUUCUUCUUCACCCUCUUUUUCUAGAUUUAUACUUGAAGAGUCAGGAGAAAGUUUCAAGGAAAUGAAGCGGCGUUUAGACGCUAGCUGACCUCUGCCCGAGUGACUGGUCUGAAUCCUGUCCCCUCCCGGUGCCUCCGUCUGUACCAGUGCCUGUCCACAUGGCAUCGCUGUUUGUUACUCGGCCUCCUUUUUUACCGGCGGUGGUUCGACUCCACGCUGACCCGGCCUCAGUCACUGUUUGUGUAACACAGUUCCCCUCAAGGUACAGCUCAUGUAACGCUCGCACCUUUUUAUCAUUCAGUGGAGCCGUAGCUUCAAAUAAAUAAUGCUGUAAAUAAGCAGAA